AUGAUAACAACCUUUUCACUUCACAAGAAUGAAUGGCUUUCUUCACUUUACGAAGAACGUCAUAGGUGGGUUCCUUGUUACUUGAGAAACAGUUUUUGGGCUGGCAUGUCAACAACUCAAAGAAGCGAGAGCAUGAAUGCAUUCUUUGAUGGAUAUAUUAACUCACGCACUACUCUUCAAGAAUUUGUUAAACAAUAUGACAAUGCACUACAACACAAGACAGAGAAAGAGACCCAAGCUGACUUCACAUCAUUAAACACAACUCUUCCAUGCGGUUCACAAUCACUCAUAGAGCGGCAAUUCCAAAAGCAUUACACACAUGCUAAGUUUACAGAAAUACAGUCAGAAUUUAGAGGUAAAAUUAAUUGUUUCGUUGAUGGCGUUGUGGUACAAGAUAAUUCGUCACUGUACAAGGUCAUGGAGGACUUCAUUCAUAAUGAAAUAAGGGAAGAGAGGGCAUUCAUGGUUACAUUUCAGCGAGACACAAUGGAUGUUAAUUGUAGUUGUUUGCUUUUUGAGUUUAGGGGCAUUAUAUGUAGACAUUGUGUUUGUGUUUUGGCCCAAGAGCGAGUGAUACAGGUUCCAGCUAAGUACAUACUCACAAGAUGGUGUAAAAGUGUCCGCAGAAAGCACACGUAUAUUAGAGCAACAUACAACAACAAGGAAAAGGACCCACAUAUUGAACGGUAUGAUGAGUUAAUGAAGACUUUUGGAAAUAUUGCUGAGAUUGCUUGUGACUCAGUACAUGACAUAAUUAUUGGUUGA
This is a messenger RNA of Vigna angularis (adzuki bean), 765 nucleotides long. RefSeq names its product protein FAR-RED IMPAIRED RESPONSE 1-like. The transcript has a single exon. Gene Ontology annotation, biological process: regulation of DNA-templated transcription. Bases 1 to 765 code for a protein of 254 amino acids. Gene Ontology annotation, molecular function: zinc ion binding. Lineage: Eukaryota; Viridiplantae; Streptophyta; Magnoliopsida; Fabales; Fabaceae. The record is from RefSeq and is a predicted model, not a curated record.